CUGAAGAAUAUUGCUAAUGGAAAACUAACAAAGCAGAGCAGCACUUUAGAGAAGCGCUAUUCUUCUUUAGCUGUCGACGGCAGAUUAAACGGUACAAUGGCAAGCGGUUAUUGUACCGCCACCAAAUUUGAAAACGAACCCUGGUGGCAAGUAGAUUUACAAAAACCGUAUUUUAUACACGGUGUAAUUAUUCACAAUCGUUUGGACUCGCCGACACUGAAAUCGAACAGUCCUCAUAUUUUAACCUGGCCUCAAGGACUUUAUGGUCUUCCAAUGACUGCUUCCGGUUGUCCUUCUUCCAUCGGUUUCUCGUGGGAAUCUGGCUUACGCUUCCAUGCCAUGAAGUACGAAAUUUUUAAAGAGCAUAGUUUUCCUCAUUGGUCGGAUGGAAUGUUAUUGAAAGGCAUGUACAAUAUUUGUAUUUUCUGA
Molecule: messenger RNA, 429 nt
Organism: Centruroides sculpturatus (bark scorpion)
Lineage: Eukaryota; Metazoa; Arthropoda; Arachnida; Scorpiones; Buthidae
Exons: 2
Coding region: 97-429 (110 amino acids)
Cellular component (GO): membrane
Molecular function (GO): wide pore channel activity
Source: RefSeq, a predicted model, not a curated record